GCGAUUCGGUGGCCCGAGUUCCAAAGGCGCGAGUCGUCACCGGCGACCGCUGACGGAAUGUCACAAAUGCCGGACAAAGCAAAGGCGAAAAACAGAACGAGGCCAGGCGGGGGGAAAACCGCGAAAAUGUCCGACCGUUUCUUUCCCAAUCAAUUCCCGGACUACGUACCACCACCAGAAGCAGCUAUGGCGGGAGAAGAAGCUUCCUUUUCCAGAGGGGAGGACUCCCUCACCAUGCUGCUCUCUCUUCCCCACCCAGCCCUCUCUGAAACACUCAAGCGAUCGGCCUUGGACCUCAAAGAUUCUGUAGUGAGGGAAACUUGGGAAUUGAGUGGAAGGCGUGUCAAAGAUCACACUUUGUACACGGGUGUGUUAGGGACUGCUUACCUACUGUUUAAGGCUUACCAAGCUACCAACAACUCCAAUGAUCUUAAGUUAUGCUCUCAGAUUAUUGAGGCCUGUGACUCUGCCUCUGCUGAUUCAAGCCGUGUGACAUUUAUAUGUGGGCGAGCUGGUGUUUGUGCUCUUGGUGCUGUCACUGCAAAACAUGCUGGUGAUGAGAGGCUGUUGAACUAUUACCUUACACAGUUCAAACAGAUCAGACUUCCUACUGAUUUGCCAUACGAGCUACUGUAUGGGAGAGCUGGCUACUUGUGGGCUUGUUCGUUUCUAAACCGGCAUACCGGUGGAGAAACAAUAUCUGCCAGGCGCAUGAGGGCAGUUGUUGAUGAGAUCAUUAUGGGUGGGAGAAGAAUGGCCCAAAAGGGAUGUCCUUUGAUGUAUGAGUGGCAUGGAAAGAAGUACUGGGGUGCUGCCCAUGGGGUGGCUGGUAUCAUGCACGUGCUAAUGGAUAUGCAACUGAAACAAGAUGAAAUAGAGGAUGUCAAGUCCACACUACGUUACAUGAUCAUGAAUCGUUUCCCCAGUGGUAACUACCCGUCGAGUCAAGGAAGUAACUCUGACCGUCUCGUACAUUGGUGUCAUGGUGCCCCUGGAGUUGCCCUUACCUUUGUCAAGGCAGCUGAGGUGUUUGGGGACCAGGAGUUUGUGCAAGCUGCAAUCGAUGCAGGGGAGGUUGUUUGGAGUCGAGGUCUGCUUAAGAGAGUUGGUAUAUGCCAUGGAAUCAGUGGGAACACCUACGUCUUCCUUUCACUGUACCGAUUAACCGGGGAUCAAAAGUAUCUACAUCGAGCAAAGGCUUUUCUGUGCUUUCUAUAUGACAGAGGUCAGAGACUGAUAUCAGAGGGCAAGAUGCACGGAGGUGAUCGUCCAUAUUCGCUCUUUGAGGGCAUUGGUGGAAUGGCUCACCUCUUUCUCGACGCGGUUGACCCAUCUCAAGCUAAGUUCCCUGCUUAUGAACUCUGAAGUGUGCUGUAAUGUGAUGCCAUGUUAUGAAAGGACUUGGCAUUUAGCAGCCGUAUGUAUAUACCGAGACCAAUGAAAGCUUUUGUCCUGUUAUUUCAUAUCAGGUGUCGCUUUCUGUUAAUGUGAUGGAGAAUUUGGAAUAAAGGUAAACAGAGUCAUUUUUAUUAACUAUCCAUUCCUGGUUCCUGAUUCAUGCCU
Molecule: messenger RNA, 1563 nt
Organism: Linum tenue
Lineage: Eukaryota; Viridiplantae; Streptophyta; Magnoliopsida; Malpighiales; Linaceae
Source: the annotation of a GenBank genome assembly